UGAUUCAGAUUCCACAACUGGGGUUUUAAGUGGAGAAUCCUGUUUCAAUGGGCAUGACCGAUGUCUGCAACACAAAAACAUCGGAAGCUUGAGUUACAGAGAAAAUAGAGAAUGAAAUCAGACAGAACCCAUUAAAAAUCACAGGUAAAGUCACAAUCUAAGCCAGAUAACUCCCCGUUGUGCACGCAUAUAUGUACAUGUAUGUAUCUGUGUCUUCCGGCACCGCGGAAGAAGGAUUAUGCGAAACCCUAGAUUGACGUCUCUUCUCAAAUGGGUUUCGAGAAUUUCUGCGGAAAACCAGCUUAAACCCCAUAAAACCCUAGAUUCAGGAUCUGGGUUUCGCUGUGUUGCUCAAAACCCUAGGUUUUUCGCCACUAGGAGAGCCUCUGAAUCCGGAGAGAUUGAUAGUGGUAUCCGAAUUAAGCCCUCUGUUCGUAAAAAAGCCGAGGCUGCCUUGUUAGAUUACUUCUAUGUCACUAGGGGUUUUCCGCUUAUGGUUGCUGAGAGUAUGAGCAAAACCGCUCCUGCAUUUCUAGAGAAUCCUCUGAAGAAGAUCAAUGCUGGUGCUGAUAUAGCUGAUAUUGCGAAAUCCAUCUCCAGAUACUUGUGGUUUCACCCGAUAAACGAGUUCGAGCCUUUCUUUGAGAGCUUAGGCUUGAAGCAGUCUGAGUACCACAAUCUGCUUCCCGGUGAUAACAUUCUCUUGAAUGAAGAUGAUCUAUUGUUAGAGAAUCACCAUAUUUUGUGUAACUAUGGGAUUGCCCACGAGAAGAUCGGGAAGAUUUACAAGGAAGCUACCGAAGUUUUCGGGUACAAGAACGGAGCUUUAGCAUCUAAGAUUGGAGCUUAUGAGGAUCUGGGGCUUAGCAAAACAUGUGUAUCCAAACUUAUCAUGUGUAGUCCAAGGAUCUUGAUCGGGGAUAGGAGUGUAGAACUUGCUAAUGUUUUAGAGAUUCUGAAAUCCGUCGGGUUUGACGACAGUUGGUUAGAGGAGAGCUUGUUGGAGGAUGAAUCAUAUGAUUGGUGUAUCAUGCUUCGGACUAUAAACUUGCUUAGAGAUAUCGGUUUCGACAAAGAUGAGCUGUGUGGGUUAAUCAGGAAGCAUCCAAGACUCGUUUUUGAGAGUUCAGGUGAUUGGACACUGAUACUGGUAGGGUUUCAGACCAAACUCGGGUCAUCUAAAACUGAGAUUCAAUCUUUCUUUCAGACUCUGUCCCAGAUUGAGGUAGGGAAAUUCGUUUCAAAUCUAAGGCGUUGCUUUCUGUUACUAAGCGAGAUUGAGAUGAAGACCGAUGAGAUCUGUAAGAUUUUUCGUACUCACUCCUGGUGGCUUGGUACCUGCAUUUUGAAGAGAAGUCAGACCUUGAUCAGUAACUUGAAUGCGGGAAAAAGACGAAUUUGUCAAAUUAUCCUACAAAACCCGGAGGAAAUGAAGAAAUGGACUCUGCGGUCAAAACUCCAGCGGCUACCUUGCCCCGAGGAGAAGAUCAAGUCGAAAAUGAUGAAGAUUCAGUUCUUAUUGGACAUCCGAUACGUAGAGGACUUGAAAGACAUGGACAGAGCAUUCAAGAAAUUCUGGGGCAGGGGAUCAGAACUCCGAAAGCGGUAUGAUUUCAUCAUGAGUUUGGGUCUGAACGAGAAGGAUGUCAGAAAAAUGGUUAAAACACGACCUCAGAUUCUCAACCGAGGGACUGACUUCGUCCAGGCAAAGGUGGAUUACCUCGUGAAGGAACUAGGUUAUCCGCUGUCUUCUCUGGUGGAUUUCCCGUCAUAUCUUGUUAUGAGCCUCGAGCUGAUCAAGCUCAGAUUCUCCAUGUACUCUUGGCUCAAAGACAAAGGAAAGGCGGACCUGAAGUUAGCCAUGGGCACCAUACUCGGUUGCUCGGAGAAAAUUUUUGUGAAGAGAUUCGUGACCCGACACCCAGAAGGGCCUAAAAAAUGGGCGGAUUUGAAGAAGCGGAUUCAAUCUCGAGUAGAUGAACAUCAUGAGGAUACCAAUCAGAAUCAAGAGAACAUCCAGAAGUAAAAGCUUCUCUCAUGGAUUUGGCCUAUUUCCUGCAUAUACUAAGGCAGGUCUCAGUUGCAGAACUUCAAUUAACCCUCAAACAGUUUCAGUGAGGAAAACCUACUUGCAGAGGGGUCCUCUUGGUUCUGUUUACAGAACAAAGUUGCUAAACGGUCAAUUCACUGCUGUGAACAACAUGCUAAUAAUGAGGAACAACUCAUUGAAGUGCUUCAGACAGCAUCAAAACUGUGACACCCAAAACAUUGCAACGCUGUUGGGUUUCUGCUGCAUUGAGGAAUGAAAUGGUCAUCGAGAUAUCCGCCAGCACUGGGAGAAUACUGCUGAAGAACCACGGGGGCAACUGCUUAGUAUCUUCAUUGCUCAGUUCUACCAGUCGCUGGUUCAAAAAUGCUUUGAUCUGACACCCGACAAAAGGAGUUAUCACCGGGAUCAAGCCAUCCAUAGCAAAAACAACUACAAGGAAGGAAAUUCAACAAUACCUCAUGCAAAUCAUCAAGAAUCUUGUUCCUAUACUCUGUAUCCAGCAACUGGCUCCUCUCUGUCUGGAUUUGAGUUGUGGCAUCCAUCACAUGUGUCCGAAUUUGCAGGUCCGGUCCUGGUAAACCCGGAUCAUCUAUUACUUCAACCUGAGGUGUUUCGAUGCUUAUGUUCCAUGAAACACUUCUGUAGCCACAAGAACAUUUAGCGAUGGAGGGUUUUCGCGAA
Messenger RNA from Tarenaya hassleriana, 2731 nucleotides. RefSeq names its product transcription termination factor MTEF18, mitochondrial-like. The coding region runs from base 239 to 2026 and encodes 595 amino acids. Lineage: Eukaryota; Viridiplantae; Streptophyta; Magnoliopsida; Brassicales; Cleomaceae. The transcript has 3 exons. Gene Ontology annotation, cellular component: chloroplast. The record is from RefSeq and is a predicted model, not a curated record. Gene Ontology annotation, molecular function: double-stranded DNA binding. Gene Ontology annotation, biological process: chloroplast organization; regulation of DNA-templated transcription.